Messenger RNA from Wasmannia auropunctata (little fire ant), 4024 nucleotides. RefSeq names its product Niemann-Pick C1 protein (gene Npc1a). Gene Ontology annotation, molecular function: lipid carrier activity. NCBI's taxonomy places the organism in Eukaryota, Metazoa, Arthropoda, Insecta, Hymenoptera, Formicidae. The record is from RefSeq and is a predicted model, not a curated record. Gene Ontology annotation, cellular component: membrane. The transcript has 16 exons. The coding region runs from base 257 to 4009 and encodes 1250 amino acids.
GGUGGGCGGCAGUCGACGGCGACGGUCGAGCGGUGACGGUCGAUCGUGAUCGUUCGCGAAACGAGUCGAGGGAAGAUAUCCCGCGCGAGUCGCGGAAGAACGUCGUCGAAGGAAGGUGUUCCGCGUGCGAUGAUUGCAUGAUACGCGUGAUACAUUGUGUGCGUAUCCAGUCCGUGGAGCUUGGAGCGAGGUUAAGUGCGCCGCGAGUUUGGCAGUACGAGGAGAGCGUGAAUUCGGCAGUGUGAAACGUCACGCGAUGCACAGGACUAGUGUAACGACCGCGGCAACGGCCGCUCGUCGUCGGACUUUGAUAGACGCAGCCAUGACGCGUAACGAUGUCCUUUGGCCCCUGUUGCUGCUACUGCUGACCUUGUCCAGCUUCGCGAGUCCGGUUGUCAGUGAAGAAAAUGGUCAUUGUAUAUGGUAUGGAGUAUGUUACACGGAUAGUUUUUUGCACAAAAAGUAUUGUCCUUACGACGGACCAGCGAAACCAUUGAAUUCUGAUGGACAAGAAUUGCUGGCUAAGAAUUGUCCACAUUUAUUGGUGGAUGAUGGAAAAGGAAUUAAUACUUGCUGCGAUGCGGAUCAGCUUACUACAUUAAACACGAAUGUCCAGCUUGCGGCAAAUUUCUUAAAAAGAUGCCCUAGUUGUUUAGAUAAUUUAGCGAAGCAUUUUUGCGAUUAUACAUGUGGUGUUAACCAAAGCAAAUUUAUCAAUAUUACGGAGAAAGCAACGGACGAAGCAAAAGGUGUAGAAUAUAUUAAUGGGAUAGAUCUAUAUAUAACGAACAGAUAUCUUGACGGAACGUUUAACUCGUGCAAUAAAGUGUCGGUGCCGAGUACGGGGCAGUUAGCAUUGGAUUUAAUGUGCGGAGAAUGGGGAGCGAGUAGAUGUACUGCUUUGAAAUGGUUUCACUAUAUGGGUGAUGCGGCGAAUAAUAUUUACGUACCUUUCCAAAUCACAUAUGUGAAUACUGAUCAACCUGUCGGAUCAUUUGAGCCAGUAGAUCCUGUAAUUACACCAUGCAGUAAGGCGUUAAACAAAAACACUCCAGCUUGCAGCUGCGUUGAUUGUGAACAAAGUUGUCCAGUACCACCGCCGAUGCCUCCACUACCAAAACCAUUCUCAAUAUUCAGUUACGAUGGUUACGAAGUUAUAAUGACAAUUAUUUUUAUAUGCGGUUCCUGUCUUUUCCUUCUGUUAAUGAUGUGUUUCAGCCAUAGGAAGCGUAUAGUUGCACGAGGAGAGGAGGUAGGAAGACAGGUGGGUAGACGGCUAGCUGCCGGAUUACACCACCCAGGAGAUGGUGCUCGUAUUGCCCUCGCCGCUGACCAAGAAGACAGUCCACUACAGUCUAAGCGUUCCAGUGUUAUAUCCAGUGAUGAGUUACCAUCUGGAUUUGAUGACCAAGAACAAUCUACCUUUAUUGAGAAGCUUGGAGCAGGUACUGACAAAUUUUUGCAAGAGUUCUUUUGCAAGUGGGGAACAUUUUGCGCUUCUCGACCUUGGUUAAUACUUUUCCUUGGCUUCCUAUUGAUUGUUGCCUUGGGACAUGGCAUAAAAUACAUGCAAGUUACUACAGAUCCUGUAGAAUUGUGGGCAUCCCCGCAUUCUCGAUCGCGCGUUGAAAGGGAAUAUUUCGAUAAACACUUCGAACCCUUUUAUCGAAAUGAACAAAUUAUUAUCACUGCUGUUGGCUUACCGAAUAUUAUACACAAUACCACCAAUGGACCAAUUGUAUUCGGCCCUGUGUUUAAUGACACUUUUCUAAAAACAGUCUUUGAAUUGCAAGAAGGCAUUAAAAGUAUAAUUACUUCUAACAACUACACAUUAGCGGAUAUAUGUUUCGCCCCUUUAACUGGACCAUUUACCGGUCCAACAACUGUUAAGCAAUGCACUAUUCAAAGCAUUUGGGGCUACUGGCAAGACAAUUUAUCAAAAUUUGACUCUACAGACGAAGAAGGGAAUUACACAGUAAACUAUUUGGAUCAUUUCAAAGCUUGCUCACAAAAUCCAUAUAAUCCUGAGUGUCUCGCACGUUAUGGCGGCCCUGUGGAGCCAGCAAUUGCAGUGGGUGGAUUUUUGUCGCCGGGACAAGAUCUUCAUGAUUCACCAUAUGAAAAGGCGACCGCUGUAAUUCUUACUUUUCUUGUAAACAAUUAUCACAACAAAGCCAAAUUAUUACCCGCUAUGGAAUGGGAAGAAAGCUUUAUCAACUUUAUGAAAAAUUGGACGGCAACGAGAAAGCCGGCGUUUAUGGACAUAGCAUUUACGUCCGAGCGUUCUAUCGAGGAUGAAUUGAAUCGUGAAUCUCAAUCAGACAUUGUGACUAUUCUGGUAUCAUAUAUUAUUAUGUUCGGAUAUAUCGCAGUGUCUCUUGGUCAAAUUAGAUCAUGUGCUCGCCUUUUGCACGAUUCUAAGAUUACUCUUGGACUCGGAGGUGUACUCAUAGUGUUGGCAUCUGUGAUUUGUUCCGUUGGAUUGUUCGGCUUUAUUGGUAUACCAGCCACGCUGAUCAUCAUCGAGGUCAUUCCAUUCUUGGUACUGGCAGUCGGAGUAGAUAAUAUUUUUAUUCUUGUUCAAACUCAUCAGAGGGAAGGCAGACGCCCGAAUGAAUCGAUCCCGGAACAUAUCGGCCGUACGUUGGGUCAAGUUGGUCCUAGUAUGUUACUCACAAGUGUAUCGGAAAGCUGUUGCUUCUUCCUUGGUGGUCUUUCUGAUAUGCCUGCCGUGAAAGCGUUUGCUCUCUAUGCUGGAAUGGCAUUAUUAGUAGACUUCAUAUUACAAAUUACAUGUUUCGUCAGUCUUUUAGCACUUGACACGAUUCGGCACGCAAAUAACAGGCUAGAUGUAUGCUGCUUUAUUCGCUCUAAGCGUGAUGAUGGAGAAGAAGUUGUAGAUGGAAUGUUGUAUAAAAUUUUCAAAGUCGCAUAUGUUCCGUUGUUGCUGCAGAAAUGGGUUCGCACGGUUGUGAUGAUUGUAUUUUUCGGUUGGCUCUGCAGCAGUAUUGCCGUAAUACCACAUAUCGAAAUUGGCCUAGAUCAGGAACUGUCUAUGCCCGAAGAUAGUUAUGUGCUUAAAUAUUUCAAGUUCUUGAAUAAUUACUUGUCAAUUGGACCACCAAUGUAUUUCGUUGUUAAAGAUGGCCUAAAUUAUUCAAAUACAGAAGUGCAAAACUUAAUAUGCGGUGGGCAAUAUUGUAACAGCGAUUCAGUGUCGACGCAAAUAUUUACAGCAUCUAAACAAUCCAACAGAACUUACAUAGCCAAGCCUGCUUCGUCUUGGAUGGAUGAUUAUAUCGAUUGGUCGGGAUUAUCUGAUUGUUGCAAAUACUUUCCUACGAACAGUUCAUUCUGUCCACACACCGGUCGGAGUUGUAAAAGUUGCAAUAUCACUUUAAAUGAAUUCAACAGACCAAUGCCUGUUGAUUUCGAUCGAUAUAUAUCAUUCUUUCUGCAAGACAAUCCCGAUGAUGUAUGUGCUAAAGGAGGUCACGCAGCUUACGGACAUGGUGUGAAUUACAUUACCGAUCCUCACACGGAAAUGUCAACAGUCGGUGCUUCAUAUUUCAUGGCUUACCACACUAUUCUCAAAACUUCAGCCGAUUAUUACGAAUCGAUGAGAGCAGCCAGAGUAGUGGCGGCGAAUAUUACAAACAUGCUGAACUGUAACUCGAAAAGGCUCAAUGAAAGCGCUACUAUAGAAGUUUUCCCCUACAGUGUUUUCUACGUAUUUUAUGAGCAGUAUCUAACUAUGUGGCCCGAUACGUUGCAGAGUAUAGGAAUUUCAUUGCUGGCUAUAUUUGUUGUCACUUUCUUAUUAAUGGGCUUGGAUAUCUUCUCAUCAUUCGUGGUUCUAAUUACGAUUACGAUGAUCGUCGUUAAUAUUGGUGGCUUAAUGUACUGGUGGCAUAUAACUUUGAAUGCCGUAUCUCUAGUAAAUCUUGUUAUGGUAAGUGCUUAUCGGAGAACAAUUUCAAUUUAUAUUGUUACAUGGAUCGGUUAUUAGUACGUUUUUCAUAGU